This is a messenger RNA of Syngnathus acus (greater pipefish), 3090 nucleotides long. RefSeq names its product transcription factor binding to IGHM enhancer 3b (gene tfe3b). Gene Ontology annotation, cellular component: nucleus. Gene Ontology annotation, biological process: regulation of transcription by RNA polymerase II. NCBI's taxonomy places the organism in Eukaryota, Metazoa, Chordata, Actinopteri, Syngnathiformes, Syngnathidae. The transcript is spliced from 9 exons. Bases 193 to 1569 code for a protein of 458 amino acids. Gene Ontology annotation, molecular function: RNA polymerase II cis-regulatory region sequence-specific DNA binding; DNA-binding transcription factor activity, RNA polymerase II-specific; protein dimerization activity. The record is from RefSeq and is a predicted model, not a curated record.
GAUGACCUCAGCACGUCGGCUCGAGGUAAACAACGCCGGAUGGGACGGCCAUAGCUAGCAGCAGCUGCUACUUUAUGUCAACGACAUAGAAUGGACAGAAAAGCACAAGAUCUACUGGAUUCAUGGCAGUGAUCCUGUCGAACAUUUGUGUUCUUGCACUUUAUCCUUAGAUCGUGAUCGUCAUCUUCAGCCAUGUCGUCGCGUGUGUUGAUGCGGCAGCAGCUGAUGCGAGAGCAAGCUCAGGAGCAGGAGAGACGAGAGGCCCAGCAACAAGCCUCUGCCUCUCAGCUGCGGCCCACUGACUCCACUCCUGCCAUCUCCGUCUCACUGCCUCCAAAUGCCGCCCGCCCGCCUCCCGCACAGGUUCCCGUGGCGGUGCUGAAAGUGCAGAGCCACCUGGAGAACCCCACCAAGUAUCACAUCCAGCAGGCUCAGAGGCAACAGGUGAAGCAGUACCUCUCCACCACUCUGAGUAACAACGCCAUUACUCAGACGCUCGGUGUAUCGCCUGUGCCACAGUGCAGUUCGGCCCCCGAGGUGGCUCACACCGCCAGCAGCGCCCCCAACAGCCCGAUGGCGCUCCUUAACAUCAGUUCCAACAAGGAGGAAAUCGAAGAUGUUAUCGACGAUAUAAUUAGUCUUGAAUCCAGUUUUAAUGACGACAUCAUUACGCUGAUUGACUCGGGUCUUCAGUUACCAAGUACGCUCCCAGGAAAUCUUCUGGAUGUGUACCACAGCCCUGGAAUGGCAGCGCCCACCCUUACUGUCAGCAACUCCUGUCCUGCGGAUCUUCCAAAUAUCAAAAGGGAAAUUGCCGAAGUUGAUACCAAAGCUUUUAUGAAGGAGAGGCAAAAGAAAGACAACCACAACCUUAUCGAGAGGAGGCGGAGAUUUAAUAUAAACGACCGUAUCAAGGAGCUUGGUACUCUCGUACCAAAGUCGAGUGACCCUGAGAUGCGCUGGAACAAAGGCACCAUUCUGAAGGCCUCUGUGGAUUACAUCCGCAAGUUGCAGAAGGAGCAACAGCGUGCCAAGGAUGUCGAGCUGCGGCAGAAGAAAUUGGAACAAGCCAACCACAGUUUAAUGUUGCGCAUCCAGGAGCUGGAACUACAAGCACGUGUCCACGGCCUUUCUUCCAACACCGCCAGCAUCUCGCCCGGCCUGGGCUCCGGUCCCGGCCUGCUGCAGCAGCACCAGCAAAGGCUUGCCAAUGGCCAGUCCCUCCAUCCCGGCGCAGACGCAACGUCCGGGCUCACCCUUCUCAAUCUGGGCGCGGCAGCCGUCGGACAGCCCCUGCCCACCGCCUUCCUCUCCCCGCCUUCCUCAGACAGUCCGGCCGGCGUGACCAUCAGCAGCCCUUUAGACUUGGGCAGUUUGAGCUUUGCCGAGUUGGAGGACACCUCCGCCUCGGCGCUUUACCCAGACGUGGGCUUGGGGGACAUUCUUAUGGACGACGGGUGCACCCUGUCUCCGGAGGCGGCGGCCGAGCCCCUCUUCUCACCUUUGUCACCGGGCGCCUCGAAAAGCAGCAGCCGCAGGAGCAGCCUUGAGAUGGACGAAGACUUGUGAUGCGCACCGAGAGACGCAAUCGCGACCGCAAAGACUCAAUGUCUAUUACGUUUGGUGAGUUUGCCAGUAGGACUGUUGAGCAGAAACGUUUUCAUGUAAAUACUCAGAUCGAAAUGUUAGUGAGACUAACUAAAACUCCACCCCACCCCUCCCUUGUCCUGGUUAUUGAUCCUAUUUGGAGCUGGUUGAGUGCUUAUAUCUGGGUGUGUAAGUAGUAAGUACAAUAAUAUAGUAUUAAAACAGAAUAUUGUACGCUAUAGGGAUGCUUACAUGUAUGUUAACAUGCUUACAUGUUUUUUUUAAAGUUUAAGAGUAAUAUACAUUUUGCUUGGAUUUACAUACACAGGGAAGAUAUAUUGGCCUUAUUAAUGUGACAGUAUUGACGAAAGCAAAUAGAUGCAGAAAUAUAGGUUUUAUUUUUGGACAGGAAUCAGGGUUUUCACACGUGUCCUCGUUGGGCUGUCGAGAGGGUCGAACAAAAGGGAUAUGCGUAAAGUGAAUUGGCACAUGGUGAAAUAUUUUUCCUCCUCACGGUGUAUAUAAGAAUAUUUUAUUCUCCACCUAUUUUUGCACCUUAUGUUUUUGCAGUCUGUACACUCAGUGAUCAGUUUUACUACUGUAACACACGUGGGUGCGUGUUGUUUUUAAGAGCUGCUGCUGCUGCUGCUAGUUAGCCAAAGCAGGACUUCUUAAAGUGUAGCUGCAGUGGAAAAUACAAAUCACUGUUCUAUUUUUCAAUAUUUUCAGCAUCACAAAAAAACCCCAUCCGAUCUAUUUGUCUAUUUUACAGUAGUACUGUAGUGCAUCAAUAUUUUUGAUACCUGAACAGUUGAGUGAGGUGUAGUUUGUUUUUUGUGACUAAUUUGUGUUUGUGAUUGUUCAUCUCCAUUAACUUUGGUGAUCACUGGCUGAUUUUACCAGAUAGUUUGAUUUUUUUCCUUUUUUUUUUUCCAGUUAUUCCUUUUGGAGAUGUCAAAUGAUUUAUAAAUUUGUUGUGUUCCAAGUCAAUUUUUCUUUUAAACAAACCACUAUUUUUGCAGUUAUACUAUGAAAUACCGAUAAACUUCAAAAAGGCAUUUAUUUCAUCUGAUGCAUCAUGCAACUUGAAUGAAUGUGUACUUGCCUAUGCAUGUUUUUCUAACACCCAUGUACUGUAUUUGACAAUUUGUUUCAGAGUAUAUUUUUAAAAGUUGUAUGCUUGGACUAGCAGCUCAAUUAGUUUUGCAGGCACAUUGACUAAUGUGAUUGGUUGUCCUCUCCUACUACCCGCAAGCACUCCAAGGCACAUUUGUUUCUUCUUUUAGCUCAAAUUAGCUAGUUUAGUGCCCCUGAUUGUCCAAUUCUAAAAUCAAGCACCAAAUAAUAGACCCUGUUUUCCAAAACCUGAAGUGCAUCCAACCUGUCACAAAUAUACAAACAACAUUGUGUGUCACUUGUCAAAUGCGCUUUUUUUUUUUUUUGGGUCAUGGUCAAUGGAGUGUCUUUCAGCACCUUUUAACAAAUAAACUAUUCUUUCAGGUG